UACGCACGCACUCACAUGACACCAGGAUGAGCUAGAAAGGUAUAAAAAUGAAGUGUAUCGUGGAAGUGGUAAGUGGAGGAGACUAGAGGGGAUGCGAGUGGGGGGUGAGCUGCACACUUGAAUUUUAACGUAUGUGAAGGAGGGAAUAUAGAUAAUGUUGGUGGUGAUGACAGAGGCCACUGAAGUAGUUCGGUGAAUAUAGUGCUGCUGGUGGUGGUGGUGAUGGUGGUAGUUUUAAAAGCCGUGAUGGAUUGUGGUAGAUGUGGUUGUGUCAGUAGUGGUGAUGGUGGAUGUGGUUAUGAUGGUGGUGGGGCGGUGGUGGAUGUGGUUAUGAUGAUGGUGGUGGAUCUAGUUGUGAUGGGAGGGUAGUAGUGGUAGUGGUGGUGGGUGGUGGCGGUGUGGGCGAGAGUGGGUCAGGAGAGGCUCCAGGUGGCGGAACCCACUCUCUCUCAGACCGUCGUCACAGUCGGUGAUGGGGACGGUGGAGUGCGACCCACGCUCAGCAACGCUCGCCUCGAAAUUCCUUCUCAAACUUCCUCAUCAAGUGACUCAAUUGUAGUUUGAAUUUUUUUCUGGUAUCAAGGAUGUACGAGUUAUUGCCGAGUGUAGCAAGUGUACAUUACGGAAUAGAAUUAUAAAUUCUGACAGUUAUAUGAAGUGAGAAACAGCAGUGCGUGUGCGAAAUAUGGCUCUGUUACUUGUGUUUUGGUUAACAGUGGCAGCAGGAGGCACUGAGGCAGUUCUGGUGCCUUACAUACUAGGAGACACAACUAUCAUGGUAGAUGGCUCUGCCCUCGGUUACAAUUCCCCGCUACUGGAUCACCUCAGGCAGGGCAUGCCCUUACGCCGGGGCAGUGCCCCGACGUCAGGAACCCCAGCCGAUGACACCGUCCAGAGGCCAGAAGAGGCUGGAGAUGCCACCCUAGAACAGGGUCAGUUUCAGAUCUGGGAAUCACCACACCGCCUAGAUCCCCAAGACUACCUCACCUCUACCAGCGACUUCCUCUCCACCCCUGACGGCAAAGUGGGCAUUAGCAUAAUGCCUCAGCACUAUACGACUGGGGAUCAGCACAUGUUCGGCGUAGCAACGCCACCAUUUAAUCUUGCAGAGGCUGCAGGGAUUCAUUUGAACGAUGAUACUUCCUUUGCCAAUUCUCCGCCCUUCUACUACUCCGUGGAGAAUCCAGAUAUCAGUCAGGUGUCACAGAAAAUUCACCACAUCGUAACUGCACUGCACUCGACGGCGGGCGGGAAGCCCAACGACCGCGCACCCAUCCCUCAUGAUGAGAUGCUGCAUUACUCCACCCAGCAGUCGGAUAGUUCCAUUGACCGUCCAACGGCUAUAACCAAUAACGAAGGCUUCGCAGGUAUGUCGGUAAUGCAUAUGGUACCCAAGGACUCUGGCCACCAUGAUGCGCUUUUCGCUAACAGCGGAGAUUACAACCCGUUAUUAAAUAGUGAUCCUGCUCCUUUUCCCGUCCCAGUAGGUGAGGCACCUCUCGAGCCAUAUGACCUACAGGAAAGUGCUGACAAUUCACAUGGGGUGAACGGUUUCAACGAGCACUGGAUCCAUGACAGCAGCCAGCUGCCAUUUUAUUCUGAAACCCACGACUUCAGCGACGACACUUUAACAAACCAACAACAGAGUUCUCCCGCUAGUUCCUCGCUGCUGGUUCAGGAAGUCUCUAAGAAAGACACCGGCCAGAUAGAGGGUCACCUCAAAGCUCCCAUUGACGCAAGACUCUCAGGCGCUGACCGUAAUGCAGCGCAAGUAGCUUUCCAAGACGCCAGUGACCCAACAGUAACUACACAAGUAGACGAAAAUUUCCACUCAGACAUCGUACAAAAGAUAGUCAGUGAUUUAAUUAAUCAGCGUGAUACAACUACUUAUCCUACUGAUCAGCAAGAUACUGUUACUGAAAAGACUGAGCAACAGAAUACAGUUACUGAGAUAACUGAAAAGUGGAACACCAUUGCUGACUUGAAUAACCAACGAGAAGCUGUUAAUGGUUCGACAGUUAACAUUUUUGACUCUAAUAAUCAGCAAGGUGUUACUGACUCUGUCGACAAAUGGCACAGAGUUGGUGAAGUGACUGUCCAACAGGAGACAGUUACUGAAUCGUCUGACCAAUAUGAGACAGUUACUGAAUCGUCUGUCGAACAGGAAACUGUUACUGAAUCGUUAGUCCUGCAAAUGACACUUGCUAAUACUGCUGGCCAAGAGGAGGACCUUACUGACACUACUGUCCAACAACAGAUCACCACUGACUCAAACAUCCUGCUGAAGCAUGACAUAACUGAGCAAGAAGCGACGCCACCCUACGGUAACAGAGACGAAGAGGAAGAUACCUUCACAGAAUCCCAACAACCUCCGACUGAACAGCCUCUCUUUAUUAUCCCGGAGGAGAUCCUGGCACUCAGAGAGGAGGAACUUAAGCAUCACGAGAAACAGGAUACUUUGCACGGUGCCAUAGAGCAGGAGGACCAACUGGCACUCAACCAGGCUAUGGCAGAACUUUUUGGCAUCUUGUCUAACCCUAACACUAAUGAUUCCGAUAAACCAGAAGACGGGGAACAUUAUGAUUCUCAACAAGCUAUCGGGACUACCACAGUACCACUUGCAGUGUACACACACGAAAGUGACCAAGCUCUUCUGCAACACAAUGGAGAAUAUAUUAAAAUCGAUCGUGAAGACAACGAACACUCUACACCAUCAGUUACUCACCUAGAGCAUGAAGACGCGAGUCUUAAGAACAACUCAUCAGCGAAACCACUAAGUACCUAUGAGGAUGGAAGUGAUAGGUGGUCAGAAAGUGAACAGAAACCCCAAACGUUCAACUCUAACCAACACAGCAUCUCACACCAUUACACUAAUCCCAUAUUCACGGACUUUCCCUUAACACGGGAACCCGAGAACGCAGGUACUCAACACGAAGUGUUAGAGGACGGUGCCUUGCAUUACUCUCCCGGCCUCCUCAUCCCUCCACCAGAAACACAAGAACAAACCAGUGACCUUCACGGUGUUAGUGAGGAAUCUUUCCUCUCUAGACACGAGCCGCCUCGCCCAGACGAUGGGCUUAGUACUUGGUUCGAUCGCGACCCCAUCACUAUCUUCGAUCCGUUGCAUUCUGAUAAAUUAGGCUCAGGAGUAAAUACAGGGAUACUGUCGGGAAGCGCAACUUCAGUGAUAAACACUGGGUUAUUCCAGGGCACCACAGUCUCAGAGAUAAACACAGGGAUCCACCAAAACAGCGUAGUAUCAGGCACACACCAAGGGACACAGAGCACCACACACCCGGGGAUACAUCAGAACAGCACAAACCCGGGGAUACAUCAGAACAGCACACACCCGGGGAUACACCAGAACAGCACACACCCGGGGAUACAUCAGAACAGCACACACCCGAGGAUACAUCAGAACAGCACACACCCGGGGAUACAUCAGAACAGUACACACCCAGGGACAAACACCGGGUUAGUCCAGAUAAGCACGGUCCCAGGAAUAAACACAGGAAAACCCCAGGCCAGUUCAAACUCAGAAGUUAUAUGGAUACACAUAAACGGUACAACCCCAGGAACAAACACAGGGGCACACCAUGGCAACACUGUCUCAUGGAUAAACACAGGGAUAUCCCAAGGUAGUACAAACUCAGUUCCCGUAAUAAGAGUGCCUGAGGGGAAGCCGGUACCAGGACACACUCUUCCACCCCUGCCAGGCGUACAACCGACACCAGGAGACACUCUUCCUCCCCUGCCAGGCGUACAACCGACACCAGGAGACACUCUUCCUCCCCUGCCAGACGUACAACCGACACCAGGAGACACUCUUCCCCCCCUGCCAGGCGUACAACCGACGCCAGGAGACACUCUUCCACCCCUGCCAGGCGUACAACCGACACCAGGAGACACUCUUCCUCCCCUGCCAGACGUACAACCGACACCAGGAGACACUCUUCCCCCCCUGCCAGGCGUACAACCGACGCCAGGAGACACUCUUCCUCCCCUGCCAGGCGUACAACCGACACCAGGAGACACUCUUCCUCCCCUGCCAGACGUACAACCUACGCCAGGACACACUCUCCCACCCUUGCCAAACGUACAAAUGGAGGAGGACACUGGAACUGACGGAGGCUCUGUGUCUACUCAUGGAAAUAUCCCAGGGAUGAUCCACAACACUGACGAGGAUGGCGAAGGAGAGAGCAACAGUAGUAAUUACAAUAACAGUAGCAGCAACAGUAACACCAACACAAGGAGAACCAACGUUACCAGCAUUUUUGAAGGGGCAGUGUUCCACAGUGUUGAACCAAGCCUCAUUCAGAAAUCCUCCUGCAGAUGCGGCUUGCGUCUCACCUCAAAGAUCGUAGGAGGGCAGCCAGCGGAGAUAGAACAGUUCCCAUGGAUGGCAGCCUUCAAGCUCAAGAGCACAGGGUUCAUAUUCUGCGGUGGUUCCAUUGUUAGUGACCUCUACGUUCUCACCGCCGCUCACUGUGUCAAGGAUCGUCGGGCAGAAGAGGUGAUUAUACGGCUGGGAGAGACGACCAGGAGUGGCACCCAGGCAGUGGAAGUGCCAGUCCAGGAGAUCCUCCUUCAUCCCAGGUACAGCUUGACCGCGGUCACUCACUUUGACAUCGCGCUGGUCAAGCUUCAACAACCAAUAGAAUACAACGAGAGAAUCCUGCCCGUCUGUCUCGCUUCUGGCAAACAUAAAUAUAAAAAUGAACAAGCCUAUGUAGCUGGGUGGGGAAGAAACCGGUUUGGUGGAAGCGUUGAGGAGGGACUGCAGGAGGCCAGAGUACGAGUACUCUCCACCAAGGAGUGUAAACAUAACUCUCAGUACCAGAACAAUGAAGUACAUAACAAGAUCAUUUGUGCUGCUGCUGAGGGCAAGGAUGCCUGUCAGGGUGACAGUGGAGGCCCACUGGUGGCUCUCAGUGGUGACCAGUACACACAGAUAGGCCUAGUGUCCUGGGGUAUAGGCUGUGCUGACAGUAACUACCCAGGGAUCUACACCAGGAUAUCAUCUUUCAGGUGA
Molecule: messenger RNA, 5032 nt
Organism: Cherax quadricarinatus
Lineage: Eukaryota; Metazoa; Arthropoda; Malacostraca; Decapoda; Parastacidae
Source: RefSeq, a predicted model, not a curated record